AUUUUUUUGGUAUGUGCAGGUGAAACUCUAAUAGGAACAGACACACAUGAUAAGGGUUUCAGUAAUUUGAAAGGUUUCAUCUGCAGACACCUGACUCAAGUACAGUUUUCUUUUGACAACAUUACGAAAACUCAUCUUAAAGGUCCUGGUUGGGCAGCAUGUAUGAAAUUAAUGCAAGUGAAUUUGAAAUUGAAAUUUAUGACACUAAUGACACUUAUGAAGGUGAUUAUCCUGAUGAGAGCUGUCAAAAGGCGAACGUGCUUCAAUUUCGAGCGACUGUCACUCCAAUCGUUUUCACCAUAGUGGUUCUGUUCAGCUGUGUUGGAAACGCUUUGGUCUUGUGGGUCCUUGUAAAAUACGAAAAUCUAAAAUCCUUGACCAACACGUUCCUGCUAAAUCUGGCUCUCUCCGAUCUGAUUUUCACCUUUGGCCUGCCCUUUUGGGCCUACUAUUACAUGUACGGGUGGACUUUUGGAGAUGUGGCAUGUAAAGCUGUUAACUUUGUCUUUUACACCGGAUACUACAGCAGCCUCAUAUUCGUCACAGUUCUGACCGUUCACCGUUACGUGGCCGUUGUGCACCCCAUGUCAGUGCUCUUAACCAGGAAAAGUCUGCACUGCUAUGUAGCAUCCGUUGUCAUCUGGGUUUGCAGUCUUGGUGUUGCAUUCCCCUACUCCCAUUUUCAAAGAGUGUCGGACCCUGGUGAUGAGAUGAAUGAUGAGAUAUAUUCCACAGAUAAUAUUAAAGAUGUUUUCCAGCAAUGUGAAUUUGACCAACAGAUUAACUGGAAGCUUACUGGUACAUACUUGCAAAAUGUUUUUUUCAUUAGUGCAUUCAUAGUCAUCAGUUUUUGUUAUGCCGAAAUCCUGUGGCGGCUGCAUCGACCCACAUCUCACACUCGCGCCAAGACUGUGUGGUUAAUCCUCUGCAUAGUGGUGUUUUUUUUCUUGGGUUGGGGACCGUACAAUGUGGCUAUAUUUCUGGACUCUUUGAUCUCAUGGGGUAUCUCUCCUUUCAAUGAUUGUGACGUCAGCACCUCUAUAGACUAUAUGAUGCACAUCUCCCGGAUGGUGGCUUUCUCUCACUGCUGCCUGAAUCCUUUGUUUUACGUCUUCAUGGGAAUCAAAUUUCGAAACCACCUGAAGAAAAUGUUAUGGACGGUUUGUAAGAAGGGCAGAGAGCCUCAGAACCGACACAGCCGACUCAUUUAUUCAAACGGUGAAGAAAUAUCCAUGUAUUAGCUACUCGUGUUUAUGAUUUAUAAUUGACAGAAUGAAGUGUGAACUGGCCCUUUAAAACAGAGGGCUCAAAUAGUGCCUGUAAAAUUGCAAAAUUAUAAGAAUUAUUGUAAAGCAUCUGUAAUUGAAUACAAAUGAUCAUGAAUUUUCCAAAUGUUUAUUUUAAUAAAAUUGCGUGGUAAAAUGUAGUAAAAGCUGCAAUGCAAAAAGUGUAUAAAAUAUAUAAAAAAACAUUUUUAUAUACCUUUGCUAUAUACAUUUACUGUUUUACAAAACAAAUAUUUGUUUUGCUUUAUUUUCUCAUGUUAAAUGCAUUAAUAUAAAAAAUCUGCUUGGCAAUUCCUUGCAAAAGUCAAGUUUUUACCCAAAGUUUGGAACCAUACUGAAAUCUCAGAUGUAAAUAUUUGGUGGAUUAAAUACCCAUGCAAAGUCCCUGUUAAUGUUUUUUUAAAGCAUUUUUUAUUAUUAUUAUUUUCCAUAGUUAAGUAUAGUGCAAAUUUUUAGAAUGUACAUAACAAGGAAAUGUCACAUUGUCAUAAAUGUACAAAUAAAACUUAAAAUUAAAUAAAUAUUAAAUGUUGUUUAAAGAA
Messenger RNA from Paramisgurnus dabryanus, 1828 nucleotides. Its product is annotated as chemokine XC receptor 1-like. Gene Ontology annotation, cellular component: membrane; external side of plasma membrane. Gene Ontology annotation, molecular function: C-C chemokine binding; C-C chemokine receptor activity. NCBI's taxonomy places the organism in Eukaryota, Metazoa, Chordata, Actinopteri, Cypriniformes, Cobitidae. The record is from RefSeq and is a predicted model, not a curated record. Gene Ontology annotation, biological process: G protein-coupled receptor signaling pathway; cell chemotaxis; positive regulation of cytosolic calcium ion concentration.